Messenger RNA from Vombatus ursinus (common wombat), 2406 nucleotides. RefSeq names its product dimethylaniline monooxygenase [N-oxide-forming] 1-like. The record is from RefSeq and is a predicted model, not a curated record. Gene Ontology annotation, molecular function: NADP binding; flavin adenine dinucleotide binding; N,N-dimethylaniline monooxygenase activity. Bases 271 to 1866 code for a protein of 531 amino acids. The transcript is spliced from 9 exons. NCBI's taxonomy places the organism in Eukaryota, Metazoa, Chordata, Mammalia, Diprotodontia, Vombatidae.
UUGCCUGAAACAAGGACAUCCAAAUGAUAAGAUUUAGAUACCUUCUUCCUAGGCUGAUGUUUCAUUCUCUGUUGGCUCCAUGUAAGUAACUUGGAUCACAACAUCUGGACAAUCCAUUUCCCACAUCUUUAAACAAGAAAUAAAGCCUGUCCACCUGACUGGGGCAAAGCCAUCUGGGGACUAAGAGCAGGAAUUGUAAAAAGAGGAGAGGCCCCAGCAGAAGGAACAACUGAAGAAACUCUUCUUGAUCCUUGCCUGACACAAGACACCAUGGUCAAGCGAGUUGCAAUUGUUGGAGCUGGUGUGAGUGGCCUUAGCUCCAUCAAAUGCUGCUUGGACGAGGGUCUGGAGCCCACCUGCUUUGAAAGGAGCAGUGACAUUGGAGGCCUAUGGCAAUACACAGAAUAUGUUGAAGAGGGCAGGGCUAGCCUUUAUGAAUCUGUUGUUACUAACAGCAGCAAAGAGAUGUCCUGUUACUCAGACUUUCCUUUCCCAGAGGAUUUUCCAAACUUUUUGCCACACCCUCUAUUUUUGGAAUACCUCAAGAUGUAUGCAGACAAGUUCAACCUUCUGAAAUGUAUCCAAUUCAAGACCAUUGUCUGCAAUGUGAAAAAAUGUCCAGAUUUCUCCAGCUCUGGCCAGUGGGAGGUAACCACUGAACAUGAAGGGAAGCAAGAGUCAACCAUAUUUGAUGCUGUCAUGGUCUGCACUGGUUAUCUCACUGACCCGUUUUUGCCACUAGAUACUAUACCAGGUAUCAGCACCUUUAAAGGUCAGUACUUUCACAGCCGGGAGUACAAGCAUCCCGAUCUCUUCAAGAAUAAGAGAGUUCUUGUGAUUGGCAUGGGGAACUCUGGCGCAGACAUUGCUGUGGAUGCCAGUCGUGUAGCUAAAAAGGUGUUGCUCAGUACCACUAGAGGUGCAUGGCUGAUAAAUCGACUUGACCAUGGGUGUCCUUCGGACAUAGUGUUCACUUCUCGAUUUCAAAGUGCAUUUAGAGAUUGCCUCCCAACUCCAGUUGUAAAUUGGUUAUUUGCCAAAAAGGUGAAUAGCUGGUUUGAUCAUGAAAACUAUGGUUUGGUUCCAGAAAGCAGGACUUUCAUAAGAGAACCUGUACUGAAUGGUGAGCUCCUAGGAUGCAUAAAUACUGGGAAGGUGUUGAUCAAAGCCAGUGUGGAGACAGUGAAGGAAAACUCUGUGGUAUUUAAGAAUACUCCAGAAGAAGAACCUAUUGACAUAAUUGUCUUUGCCACAGGAUACACUUUUGCUUUUCCUUUCCUUGAUGAGUCUAUAGUGAAAGUUGAAAACAAUCAGGCCUCUUUGUAUAAGUACAUAUUCCCUACACAUCUGGAAAAACCAACCCUGGCUGUCAUUGGCCUCAUCAGGACUUCUACAUCCUUGGUUUGCACAACAGAAAUACAAGCCAGAUGGGUCACACGAGUCCUAAAGGGCUUGACUAAACUACCAUCACCAGAGGCCAUGAUAGAAGACGUUGACAAAAGGAAAGCCAAUAAACCCACUGGUUUUGGUUUACACUUUGAUAUGCCUUUGCAAGAAGAUGGUGUCAUAUACCUAGAUGAGAUCUCAUCCUUCAUCGAUGCAAAGCCUAACUUGUUAUCUCUGCUUCUGGUGGACCCACUACUGGCUUUUAAGGUUUUCUUCGGCCCACUUACUUCAUACCAGUACCGUCUGACUGGCCCAGGGAAGUGGGAUGGAGCCAGGAAUGCCAUUCUGACCCAGUGGGACCGGAUAAUCAAGCCAACAAAAACUCGAAUUGUACAAAAACGUCCAGAUACUUUUUCCUACCUACUCAAAGUCUUCAGCUUUUUGGCUCUACUUGUUGCUGUAUUUCUUAUUUUCCAAUAGUUGAAACCCUUGGUUCCUUAGAACAAAUGCACAGGGUAGAUCUUCCAUUAGAGCAGAGCCUUCACUCCUGGGGUCAUUCCCAGAAUAACCAACUUGUGCCCACAUUUUUCUCACCUGGAAUCCACAUGCACUCUAGAAACUGUAUGAAAGUCCUAUUGGUCAAUAGUGUUCAGUGUGUAUUUUUCCCACCCUUGUCCCUCUCCAGCUCUAUACUGACCUCCAUAUUCUACCAACCUAUGGGAAAGAAAGUUUUCUGCAAACAUUAAAGCACUAUAUAAAUGUGAACUACGAUUAUGGGAAUUGUUUUUAUCUAUAUUAUCUACAUUUAAUGCCAGUGGAAGAAAAUAGUAUUUUCUGAUUUUGGUACUUUCAGAGGAGAUAUCAAUCUGAGUAGUUACACUUCCUUCUCCUUUAUGAAAUCUUUUUAAUUCAAUUCCUUUAUCAUAGGCAGCCAAAGCUCUCCAAAUACUAGGUCUGUGUAGAGGUUAUAUGCUGGGCUUUUCACUAAAGAACAAUAAAAGAAGCAGUGAACAAUUUCAA